Molecule: messenger RNA, 2121 nt
Organism: Oryzias melastigma (Indian medaka)
Lineage: Eukaryota; Metazoa; Chordata; Actinopteri; Beloniformes; Adrianichthyidae
Product: netrin receptor UNC5C
Biological process (GO): netrin-activated signaling pathway
Cellular component (GO): membrane
Molecular function (GO): netrin receptor activity; protein binding
Source: RefSeq, a predicted model, not a curated record
ACCUAAAUCUCUCUAUUUUUUCAUAUUGUUGCAUUAUUAAGCAGAAUAAACUCCAUCUGUGAGAACUCAAGUCCAGCUGAUGUGGCCAUCAGGGGGCAGAAACUAGUCGCUGAUCUUUUCUGAAUAUUUAUAGUUUGCUCCAUAUCUGAACGACUGAAUGAGUGCAGCUGAUUUAUGAGGGGAAAUGCUUUUAAUUUGGAGGAUUAAACGAAUUCAAACAAAUUGAAGUUCAGGUCAACCAUUUUCCGGUUUUCCAGCGACACUUGAAAGUUCUGUUGGCGGACUCAGAGGCGCACCAAAGGUGAGGACGCAUCAGUGGACUGCGGAGCAAAAAGCCACCGGAUUGAUCAUUGGGGAGGAAAUCGGAGUAAAAGGGAAGGGGGAGCAGAGGUGGAAACUGGAAGUGCGUUAGCCAGAGGGCGGUGGCAUUUCUCUCUCUCUGCGUAAACGGAGAAGGCGGAGAGCAAGCGAGGAAAGCGGAGAUCAGUGGAGAGGCAGCAGAGGCGCUGACAGGAGCCACGGGAGCGCGCGCUCAUUCAAGCACCUCAAGCACUCUGAACGCGGAGUAACGCUUUCACACCAGAACGGCUGACUCGGGACUCAUCCGCGGAUCUUGUGCUGUUGGAGACGGGGGGGUCUUCUAACCCCCGUCGUGGAGCGAGGAGUUGGAGUGGUUUUAAUUUUUUUUUUCCUUUUUUUUUUUUUCCUUUGGGUUUCAUUUCUGUAGAUUUUUUUCCUGCUCAGCUUCAUCUGUGAUGAGUAAAAGUGGACUGAGAAGGGGAGUAGAGCUCGGAGGCUCCAGCCUGGUGAGGAUGUGCGCCGCGCCGGGCAUCCUGCUUCUCCUGGCGCUCGCGCACCCUGGACUCACUCAAGUGAGAGAUGAUGACGACUUCCUAAGCCUGAGCGAACUUCCGGAAACCUUUCCUUCCGAUCCUCCGGAGCCCCUCCCUCACUUCCUGUUCGAACCCGAGGAAGGCUACAUCGUCAAGAAUAAGCCCGUCAAUCUGUACUGCAAAGCCACCCCCGCCACACAGAUUUACUUCAAGUGCAACAGUGAGUGGGUCCACCAGAAGGACCACACCGUGGAGGAGAGGGUUGACGAGAACUCAGGUCUGGUAGUCAGAGAAGCCAGUAUAGAAAUAACACGUCAGCAAGUGGAGGAGCUGUUUGGUCCUGAAGAUUACUGGUGUCAGUGUGUGGCGUGGAGCUCGGCUGGAACCACCAAGAGUCGCAAGGCGCAUGUUCGCAUCGCAUAUCUGAAGAAAUCCUUUGAACAGGAACCCCUGGGAAAAGAAGUCUCACUGGAACAGGAAGUGCUGUUGCAGUGUCGGCCCCCAGAGGGCAUACCUGCCGCUGAGGUGGAGUGGUUAAAAAAUGAGGAGGUUAUAGAUCCGGCGGAAGACCGAAACUUCUACAUCACCAUCGACCACAACCUGAUCAUCAAACAGGCCCGCCUGUCGGAUACAGCCAACUACACGUGUGUGGCUAAGAACAUAGUGGCUAAAAGAAGAAGCACCACAGCAACCGUUAUAGUCUACGUAAACGGCGGCUGGUCGACCUGGACUGAAUGGUCACCGUGUAACAGUCGCUGUGGGCGGGGCUUCCAGAAGCGGACCAGGAGUUGCACAAACCCCACCCCUCUCAAUGGAGGACUGCCGUGUGAUGGACAGGCCAUACAGAAGCUGCCCUGUACCACCCUGUGUACAGUGGAUGGUGUGUGGACAGAGUGGAGUAAGUGGUCAGCUUGUGGGACUGAAUGCACACAGUGGAGAAGGAGGGAGUGCAACAACCCCGCACCAAAAAACGGUGGGAAGGACUGCGAGGGGCUGGUUCUGCAGUCUCAGAACUGCACCGAUGGACUUUGUAUGCAAAGUUCAUUGUUUCAGAAGUCCAAUGAGCCCAAAGAAAAGACUGAUUUGGGAAUUCCAUCCGCCCCAAGUACAGAUGAUGUGGCUCUCUACGUGGGCAUAGUCAUCGCGGUGAUUAUGUGCCUGUUCAUAUCUGUCAUCGUGGCGCUGUUUGUGUACCGCAAGACGCAUCGCGACUUUGACUCUGACAUCAUCGACACCUCGGCUCUGAACGGAGGCUUCCAGUCUGUGAACAUCAAGACGGCCAGAUCAG